AUGGGUGUAUUUUUAUAUUUAUUUACGUGUUAUAUUUUAUUCACACAAAGUAAUGACGCGGCCAGGAUUCUAGUUGUGAUCCCGACUCCUUCCAUCAGCCAUCAGGUGGUCUUUAGACCUGUGACGCAAGAACUUGCUAAGAGAGGACACGAUGUCACCGUCAUCACAGCAGAUCCCGCCUUCCCGAAAGGAGGAGCUCCUGUUAACCUGACAGAAAUUGAUAUUCAUGACAUAUCAUACAGUUUAUGGAGAGAACAUUUCAUGGCAACCAGUAAAGGAAACAAAGCAGAUUUAAACGACCAAAUGAAAGUUAUUGUGGAUUUGUUUCUAGUGAUAUUUGAGGCUCAAGUAAAAGAUGAAGCCGUCCAACGACUGAUCAACGAUAAAACUCAAAAGUUUGAUUUGAUAAUUAUAGAAGCUUGUGUUAAGCCGGCGCUAGGAUUCCAUCAUGUUUUUAAUGCACCUAUAGUUUUAAUGAGCUCUUUAGGAGGCAUUUUUGACAACUUUCAAACGAUCGGCGCUCCUACACAUCCCCUGCUUUAUCCAAUGUUUCUUCGCCAGAAAUUGAACAAUUUGACGAUGUGGGAAAAAAUUACAGAGCUUUACAACCAUUACAAACUAGAAUUCAUGUUAUAUGAUAAUUUACUUGAAUCAGACAAGUUGCUAAGAAGACUCUUUGGUGAAGACAAACCUUCAUUGACGGAAGUGUACAAUCACGUGGAAAUGUUGUUUCUCUACGAGAAUCCAGUUUUUGUUGGCCCUCGACCUGUACCACCAACUGUUGUAUACAUGGGAGGAUUACAUCAAAACCCGCAGAAAGAAUUACCAAAAGAUCUAAAAUCGUAUUUAGAUUCCUCUAAAAAUGGCGUAGUUUACGUGAGUUUUGGUACCAAUGUGGAUCCUACUCAGCUACCGGCUGACAGGAUCGAAGUCCUAGUGAAAACAUUAUCUCAAAUGCCUUACGAUGUGCUAUGGAAGUGGAACGGAGACGAGCUGCCUGGACGUACUGAGAACAUCAGAAUCUCAAAGUGGUUGCCGCAGUCAGAUCUACUGAGGCAUCCAAAAAUAAAAGUUUUCGUAACGCAAGGAGGUCUACAGUCAACAGAUGAAGCGAUAACAGCUGGUGUUCCAUUAAUAGGAGUCCCAAUGUUGGGUGAUCAGUGGUUCAAUGUGGAGAGAUAUGUAUAUCACAAGAUUGGAGUCAGAUUGGACAUCGAUAUCAUGACGGAAGACAAUUUCAGGAGCGCACUUCUUGAAGUUAUUAAUGAUGACAGCUAUCGACAAAAUGUUGUGAAACUGCGUACUUUAAUGAGAGAUCAGCCUCAAUCUCCAUUAGAUCGCACUAUUUGGUCAUUAGAACACUUACUGCGUCACGGCAACGCGAAGCACCUGCGCUCACCUACCGCCAACAUCUCGUGGUGGGAUUACUUAGAACUGGAACUGGUGUUCACACUGCUGGCAGGACUAUUCGCUGCAAUAAGUCUUGUAUUACUCGCUGUAUAUUCGUCGUACAAAUAUUUUGUGAGAAACUAUGUGGCUGUUAUUAAAGUAAAACAUUCGUAAUGUUAUUUAAGAAAGUUAUUUUAUAAGUAUGUGUAGAUAUUUAGCUUACUGUGAUAUGUCGAAUUAUGAAAGUCUUGAAAAUAUGAAAUUAUUAAAAAAUACUA
Trichoplusia ni (cabbage looper) is the source of this 1667-nucleotide messenger RNA. Its product is annotated as UDP-glucuronosyltransferase 2B9-like. Lineage: Eukaryota; Metazoa; Arthropoda; Insecta; Lepidoptera; Noctuidae. The transcript has 4 exons. Bases 1 to 1563 code for a protein of 520 amino acids. The record is from RefSeq and is a predicted model, not a curated record. Gene Ontology annotation, molecular function: UDP-glycosyltransferase activity.